AUUUAUCUUAGCCAAGUCCGUCAUGGUUGUAUCAGCCUUGUCCAUCCAAGACAUGAUCAUAUCUGUAUCUUCCCCACUAACAACAUCUUCAAAAGUUAACUUCUUUAAAUUGCUGAUAUUUUGACCUCAGUUUUGGCUUAUAAAUGGCUAGGGCACUUUGUUCCUGAAAAUAAACCCUGGGCACAUACCCAUUUCAAUACAUUGUUUCGAUCUACUUAAGCUUGUUUUCAGUUUCAUUAAUUGCACCAAUCCUAGUCAAGUCCAUCAUGUCUCUGUCCACCCUUGUCGUAAGAAAACCACUGAAACGCACUGACAGGCUCAAAAGGUUUGCCAUCCCAGCACAGACAUUACACUUGUUCCCACAAUUUAAUGGUCAUCAUUUGGUGCCUGUGAACUUUUGGCAAGGCCCCAUCAUUUGGCCUAUGGUCAUAUCCACUCGUACACACGGCCACAAAAAACCUGUAAUCUCCAAGGGUUGGAUACCCUUUGUCCGCAAAAAUCAGCUGGAGGUCGGUGAUGUAGUCACAGUCUUUAGGGACGAAGACGAAGCAGGAAUCUGGUAUCGGAUUGAGAUCGAGAGAGGGAGCAAGCCACUUUCUGCUCUGUAUCGUGACCUUGAAGAGCAGCAGGUGCCAAUAUUUCCGCUCAGUAAUGUCAAUGUGGGAGUUGCAGACAGUAAUGUCAAUGUGGAGAUCGUUGCAACUAAGAUCCUUGCCAUCAAACAAGAGACGCAACUAGCCCCUGCAACUAUUCCGCCAAUUGCUCAGAAGGCUGAAGAGCUUAGUUUGAAGCCAAAUGACAUGAAUUUAGGGUUGACACUGGAUAAGGGACUGCAAACACCAAUGUUUGCUGGUACACUUCCCUUGCCGGUAGAAGAGGAACUCAAGAGCACUGGCGUGCAGCAGCAAAUUGCCCAUCAAACCCACCACGAUGAUACUAAAACAACCAAUUUGGACCCAAUUCUCAAUCAAACCAGUGCAGAUGAAUUUCAUCUGAACCUAAACCUGACUCUGGCACCACCUGUGGUGGCUUGGGAAGGAAAUCAGGCGCCUACAAUGGGAUUGUUUGGAACUGAGGCGGAAAACUUCAAUCCAAGGGUUGUUUUGAAUUUAGAUCUUACUCUCGCACCACCCAAAGUAAAUUAGGUGCCUUUAUUUGCCUGCCUUUGUUUGUUUGCCCACACUUCCCAGACAUUAGCUAGAUUUUUGAAUAUUCUCCCUUUCUUUUUCUUGAAUAUCCUCGAAAUGUAGUGCUGAAGUUAGUUCAUGUUUAUGCACCUCGCCUUUAGCUGGAUUAGUUUAAAGGUACGCCUCCGAGCGCAUUGAGCUGGGUUCAAUCCCCCCUUACCCCCAAAUUGCCCUUGUUCAAAAGAAAAAAUGUUAAUUUAU
Molecule: messenger RNA, 1388 nt
Organism: Rubroshorea leprosula
Lineage: Eukaryota; Viridiplantae; Streptophyta; Magnoliopsida; Malvales; Dipterocarpaceae
Source: the annotation of a GenBank genome assembly